CCUCUUCACAGUAUGCAACCAAACCGAACAUGGUCCAACUAAAUUAUCCUGCGCAUGGCCUGACCAAAACCAUGCCGCAGCCGAAACUCCAGGGUCAGGCAAGCGCUUACAAUGCACGCAGGGGACAAACCCCGCACACACAUCGCAACGUAUGAGAGGGACAGAAACUAAAUGACAACAGUCUCCAGCUCAAGGUCAGUCGCAUUUUCGAAAUGGAUGCCGUGAAACGACGCAAGGGAGAGCGCGUAAGGCAAUGGUUAUUUGGAAAACGAUCCAAGUCUCCCAAGCCCGAAUCUGCCAAGCCCGCUCGCGAGACUACUACACUGGGUGAGCGCAAGGCAAAGGCGGACGACACCUACGAUACAGGCAGCAUUCGCUCUGGGGCCAAGGUGAUCGAUUCGAAGAUUGGAGGUGCUAUUACCAGUGUCGCCUCAGUCUCUUCGACGCAGCAUAAAGACGACGGUCUAGAGAAGUCAGUUCCAGAAGACACAGAUGCUGGGAAGCUGGUCGCCAAGGGUACGAAUCCACAAGAUGCAACUCCCAAGGAGACACCCUCCAAGGGCAUAGCCGACGAUGGUAUUCGUGAAUACCCCCUUCCCACCAGCGAGGAUCUCUGGGUCAAGGCAAAGCAAAUGAUCCCUGAGGAUGAACGCAGGGCUUUGGACGACAAUGUCGAGCUUGGUCCAACAACAGACGUCCUGAACGAGUUGCAGGCAGUCGUUGAUGAAAAACAACAAGUGGUACAAGAAAAAACUUGGAAAAUUAACUUUGCGGGGCGCAAGAUUGUGCUACGCGAUGUCGUUGCCAAGAUAUGUGGCUGGAUAACGACUUUCAACAGCGUGGGUGAUUUUGCCGCUGGCCUGGAUCCGGUUCACCUGGCACUUCCAUGGGCCGCCAUCAAAGCCAUUCUUUCGGUCGCCACAGCAGAUGUCGAGCAAGCGGGUCAGAUUCUGAUCGGCGUUGAGCUUGUAACCUCCUUAAUCAACCGCUGCCGGAUAUACGAGCGCCUCUAUAUCCAAGUCAGGCCAGAUCGUGUUCCUAAAGGCGAUGCCUUGAGCGAGCUUCAAAAGGCUAUUGUCCUGACAUAUCGAAGCAUCUUGUCCUUUCUCGCCACUUACAUCAAAGUCCUGGACAAGAACACUUUUAUGAGGACACUGGGAGCUACCUUCGAUCCAGGAAAGGUGUCCGUAAUGCUAGCCGACAUCGGAAGGUUUGAGGAACGAUGCGAAAUCACUGCUGGCAACUGCGAGCGCACGGUGAGCUCCAUGGCGCGCCAGCGGUUAGAUAAAGCUCAGGCCGACGUGCAAGAGAUGCUGAAGGAGCAAAUGCAGCAAUUUAAUACCAGUUCUCAACGGUUCUGGAAGAAGCUAGAAGAUGAUGAGAGGUGCAAAAUUCUUCAGUGGAUCUCCGAAAUCCCCUAUGAGACCGAUCACUAUAACGCAGUCAAAGGUCGGGUGAAGGGCACCGGACAAUGGUUGUUGGACCAUGAGAAAUACUCUCAAUGGAGGUCUGCGGAUUCAUCCACUACACUGUGGCUGAGUGGCAUUCCUGGAGCUGGCAAGACGAAGCUUUCGUCCAAAGUCAUUGACGACAUCCUCCUUUUAACCGCCAACGAGGACACCAAUGAGGCAUUUGCUUACUUCUAUUGCGAUCGAAAUCGGACUGACCACCGAGACCCUGUCAUGGUUCUUCGAAGUCUUGUGAGGCAGUUAUCAACUUCCAGGGACGAGUCCACCGUCAUGACAUACGUCGAAGCCAAAUACACCAAACGAAAGCGGUCUGGUUUUUCCAGAGAUCAACUGACCAGUGAAGAGUGUGAGGAGCUUCUACUUCAACUGACUAGAGACUAUGCGCGAUGCACCAUCGCCAUCGACGGUCUUGACGAGUGCGAUCGGGACACGCGAACGGUAUUGAUGGAUACAUUGGAUCUCAUCGUUGAAAAGUCUUCACGGCCUCUUAAGAUCUACAUUGCCAGCAGACGAGAUCAAGACUUGAGAGAAAGAUACGAGAUUCGAGAUCACCUCGAGGUCACGGCCAAUGAUAAUCAAUCCGAUAUUGAGAAGUUUGUGUUAAACAAGCUCGACCAAAGCCCAUUUUGUCGAACCAAGAUGACAGAUCAAGUACGGAAACAGAUAUUGCAGACUUUCCAUUCCAAGAGCCAGGGAAUGUUUCAGUGGGCUGCCCUGCAUAUCAAUGAGCUGCUGAAGCUUAAUCGGAACAAGGAUAUUCUCAGUUACUUGGAUAGACUACCCCGGGGCCUAGAGGCAGCUUACAAGAAUAUCUAUAGCAACAUUGAUUCUCAAGAGGGAAGUAAGCGAGAGGUGGCAUUUUUGGUGUUCAAAAUACUGAUGUGUUCGUGGCGCCCCCUGAGUCCAGCGGAAAUGGUCAUUGCCGCCACUCAGAAUAUUGAGGAGGACUUCUACUUGGACCCUGAUGUCGAUAUCGACUACAUCCUUGACGCGUGUCACAAUCUCGUUGUUCUGGCAGAUGGCCUACUGGAGAGAUUCUUGGAUCCCAAGAAAUCGAAGCGGGAAUAUACUGACCUCCCAAACAGUAAAUACAAGAGAAAGCUACCACAAGGCGCCAACAUUCGGACUGAAUCAAACGCAAUUUGCCGGUUUUCUCACCUGUCUGUCCGGGAGUAUCUCGAACUUCAUCACUGGUCGCUUGCGGAGGCGAAUGCAUUCAUGGCCUGCAUAUGUCUCAGAACACUUAUCCGGCUUCAGUGGGACGAUGUCCUUGACGAGAAUCAGCAUAGCAUUUACGAAGAUAGCGAAGACGGGGCCGAGGCUAGAAGUUUGGUUGAGCAUCCCUGGCUUAGAGUCGGCGUGGCAGAAGCUGAUCAUCGUCGUAAUUUGGUCUGGGAAGACUCUGAUCAAGAGUCAGUUGGAUACAUUGACCAUGGCGAUGAUCCAUCCUUCCAGGCCCCUGAAUUCUGCUGCAUCUUGGAGCUAUCUAACGUGCAUUUUCACAAAGAUGCAUCUGUGUGCUCGAGCGUCACAUUUCAGAAUUACAUCAAAGGACACGAGUACACCGAUUUGGAGAAAUGGACACAAUACGCAUCCGAGACAUGGUCGCUUCAUGUACGACGAGGAAUUGGCCACGAGAGUCUGCGGCAAAUCAUCAACGAGCUCGUCUUGGAUUUCAUGGGCGACCCCGAGUCAAGCAAUAACCCCUACAGGGCCUGGUCCAUUUUCAACCGGGGAAACAUCAACCUAACGAUGGACAAUCCAGAACAUAUCAAAGCACGCACAGUGUUUGACGAAAGUUACCCCGAUCACUGGAAGAUGAACUCCAUCCUCGAAUCCAUGCUCAAUCACACGUUUACGAGGCCACACCUCCGCCCUACUCAUGCUGCUGGACUCGGCUGUGCCCUUUUGGGUCUGGAUCAUAUCCUAGACGAAUGGAUCAAAGCAGGAAAAAUCGACGUGAAUCAAGUCAAUGCCAGCGGUGACAGUCUUUUGCAUUUGGCAAUUCGCGGUAACCAUUACAAGACUUGCGAGACUCUUCUGUCACACGGGGCAAACCCCAAUGCGCAGUCCUCUGACGGUUACCUUGCCCUACAAGUUGCCAUCUUCCACCGCCGUCUAGAUAUUCUCAAACUUCUGCUGAAGUACGAGGCUGAUCCGGCCGCAGAAUCCUCGAUUGAUGGGGGAUUUGGCAACUACGCCAUCGUCAGCGCAGUCAUCUUCCGCCAGGUAGACGCCAUCAAAAUACUGGUUGAGUGCAGCGACUAUAGCCAGAUAUCCAUCGCCCUUAAAGCUUCGGCGGAUCAAGGUGAUGCGCGGCUCACCAAGUUGCUUAUCAGCAGCCUCUUGGCGGCUAGAGUGGAAGGAGAUAACACUGACGCGGCCAAAAAGAUCAUUCAGGAUACCUGGAGUUCGGCACUGACGUCCAGGGUUGAAAAUGUCCACAUCCUCGACAUGUAUCGCGAGCUUGGCGUCGAUGUCAAGGCCGAUGACUCCAUUCGCAAGGCCGUUUUGGCGAGCCAGACAGAAAAUGUCACCUGGCUAGUCCGCCAAGGUGUUGAUGUUGACCAGAGGGGUUCCCGCUCUAAUACACCAUUGCUAGAGCUGAUACUCAUUUCCUUUUUGGAAGAGGUCGAGGUUAUCAAGAUGGCUCGCUGUUUAGUCUCCUUGGGAGCUGGAAUCAAUACCGUGGAUACUCGUGGCUACACUCCUCUGCAUCUCGCAAUUGGUCAAGACUUCUACGACCUGGCAGAUUAUUUUCUGGAACUGCCAGUGGACACUAGCAUUAUAGCGAGUGAUGGCAAAUCACUCCUAGUCACGGCGAGCACGCGGCCCGACACAUCUAAGAGGGAUGAGCUUCUCCGCAAGCUCCUCAAAGCCGGCCUUGACCCUAACGAGAAACUUCCACCCGAUGCCACUUACCCUUCCCCGCUAUUUGCCGCGACCGAAAAACAAGAUCUCGCGGCAAUGGCUAUACUUCUCAAGGGAGGUGCCAGGUAUAUCCUGGAGAGCUUUACUGAAGAGCAACGGGAUGAUUUGUGGGCGGGCUUGGGAGAGCUUGAAUCGGUCCUUUCUGGAACAGUGUCCGGGUUAGGCGGGGACCCAGAGGAUGUUCAAUUGUUCGAAUCUAAGAAACAGGCGGGUUUCAAGCCCCGAGUAAGGCGUAGAUGAAGCGAUUCAGAAUAAUAGAUACUCGUCGAGGAUAGUGUAUCUGGGUCUUCAGUUGAGGAGACGUAGUUCUCGGUAACACGACCCAUAUCUC
Ilyonectria robusta is the source of this 4731-nucleotide messenger RNA. RefSeq lists its product as uncharacterized. The transcript is spliced from 4 exons. NCBI's taxonomy places the organism in Eukaryota, Fungi, Ascomycota, Sordariomycetes, Hypocreales, Nectriaceae. Gene Ontology annotation, molecular function: protein binding. The coding region runs from base 213 to 4640 and encodes 1475 amino acids. The record is from RefSeq and is a predicted model, not a curated record.